This is a messenger RNA of Cuculus canorus (common cuckoo), 1388 nucleotides long. It is a transcript of the gene CCNB2, whose product is annotated as cyclin B2. Gene Ontology annotation, biological process: mitotic cell cycle phase transition; regulation of cyclin-dependent protein serine/threonine kinase activity. The coding region runs from base 39 to 1241 and encodes 400 amino acids. The transcript has 9 exons. Gene Ontology annotation, molecular function: cyclin-dependent protein serine/threonine kinase regulator activity. Lineage: Eukaryota; Metazoa; Chordata; Aves; Cuculiformes; Cuculidae. The record is from RefSeq and is a predicted model, not a curated record. Gene Ontology annotation, cellular component: cytoplasm; cyclin-dependent protein kinase holoenzyme complex; nucleus.
GCAAGCAGUCACCGGCCGAACGCGAGCGGAACGCGGACAUGGCGCUGCCCCUCACUCGCCGCACCGCUCUCAUUAGAGGGGCGGAGAAUGCUGUGGUUGAAGUUAAAGGUAAAGCCAAACCCCACCUCGCCGGCAGAAGGGCUGCUUUGGAAGAGAUAGGAAAUAAAGUAACAAGAGGAGCGCGUGUCCCUAAGAAAACAGAAUGCUCCAAAGCACCCGUAAAGCCCACAAAAGGGCCUACUAAGAAGACAAAUGCAACUGUACUGCCUAAACCUCCCGCUGCUGCGAAACAAGCAGUCAAAGAAACUGGCGUUCCAAAGGCUCUGUCUCCUGUUCCUAUGGAUAUAUCCUUGCAUGAGGAGGAUUUGUGCCAAGCCUUCUCUGAUGUGUUGCUCAGCAACGUUGAAGACAUCGAUGCCGAGGACUAUGAGAAUCCCCAGCUGUGUAGUGACUAUGUAAAAGAUAUCUACCUAUAUCUGAGAGAGCUUGAGCUGCAGCAGUCCAUCCGCCCACAUUACCUUGAUGGGAAGACGCUCAAUGGGCGUAUGCGUGCGCUUCUAGUCGACUGGCUUAUCCAGGUCCACUCAAGAUUCCAGCUUAUGCAGGAGACGCUGUAUAUGUGUGUUGCAAUCAUGGAUCGGUUCUUGCAAAAUCAUCCAGUAUCUCGUAACAAGCUUCAGCUGGUGGGUGUUACAGCACUGUUUCUGGCUGCAAAAUAUGAAGAGAUGUUAUCUCCUGAUAUAGCAGACUUUGUUUACAUUACUGACAAUGCCUACACCAGUGAUGAUGUUAGAGAAAUGGAGAUUAUGAUUCUUAAAGAGUUAAACUUCAGUUUGGGACGACCUCUUCCAAUUCAUUUCUUACGAAGAGCAUCAAAAGCCGGGGAGGCUGACGCUAAGCAACACACACUAGCAAAAUAUCUAAUGGAGCUGACACUGCUGGACUAUGACAUGGUUCACCACCGUCCUUCAGAGAUUGCAGCUGCUGCACUAUGUUUGUCCCAAAAGAUCCUGGGGUGUAACAGCUGGGGCACAAAGGAGCAGUACUACACCGGGUAUACGGAAGAGAGUCUUGUGAUGACUAUGAAACAUAUGGCCAAGAACGUGACCAAAGUAAAUGGGAAGCUAACAAAAUACAUUGCUGCAAAGCAGAAAUACUCAAGUGCCAAACUAAUGGCGAUCAGUGCAAUCCCUGAACUGAGCAACGAGAUAAUUAAGGACCUGGCUCUGUCGCUCCUAUGAUCGCCCGGGGCAGCGAGGUCCUGGUGGUAUAUGAUGCACUUUGUCCUUCCUCGCCUUUUGAGGCAGACGUUACUACUUUUUGUACAUAGCAUUCCAGCCUUUCUCACAGACAGUUCAGACCCGCUCGGAAGAUGACUUUUAAAAUUG